GCCCAGGAGGGAGGAGGAGGGAGGGGGGAGGAGGGAGGGGGGAGGGGAGCGGGAAAGGAGGGAGGUGGAGAGAUAAGACAGAGAACAACCGCCGGGUCACGACCCCAGAGAGAGAGAGAGGGAGAAGCAGCGAGCGAUGUCAACAGCGAUGGAGUUGUCCGAGCAGGUUGUACAGAGCAUGGCCAUCGGUGCGGUCUUCAAGGAUUAUGGCGCGAAGGUGAACUCGCUGGAUUUCCACAGAACGGAGGACCUUCUGGUGACCGCGAGCGACGACGAGUCAAUUCGCCUGUACAACACGGCGUCGGCGACUCUCCUGAAGACCAUUCACAGCAAGAAGUAUGGAGUAGAUAAGAUCUGUUUCACUCACCAUGCCAAUUCUGUUAUGUACUCGUCGAAGAAUAACUGGGAUGAAAGUCUACGUUACCUGUCGUUGUUUGAUAACCGUUACCUUCGGUAUUUCAAGGGGCACAGGGAUCGCGUGAUAUCGCUGUGCAUGUCGCCCAAGAACGAUGCCUUCAUGUCGGGAUCGCUGGACAAGACUGUGCGACUCUGGGACCUGCGGAGCAACGCCUGCCAGGGACUGCUUCGCGUCCGCGGACGACCGGCGGUCGCCUACGACGAGCAAGGACUGGUCUUCGCCGUGGCAAUGGAGGGCGGCGCCAUCAAGCUCUUCGACGUUCGGUCGUUCGACAAAGGCCCUUUCGACACUUUCCUGGUCGGCGGCGACACCGCGGAGGUCACGGGGAUGAAGUUCAGCAACGACGGCAAAUUAAUGUUGUUGUCAACGGCCAACAGCCGAGUCUACGUGCUGGAUGCUUACAGCGGGAAGAAGUUGCACUGCUUCACGCUGACGCCGGCGGAGAACGGGGGCACUCUGGAGGCCUCUUUCAGUCCCGACUGCAGGUUCGUCAUAUCGGGAUCGGGAGAUGGCAGCUUGAGGGUCUGGAGUACGGUGACCGGAGACGAGGUCGUGAGCUGGACCAAUCACGCGGGAGUACCGGCGGUUGUGAAAUGGGCGCCAAGAAGGCUCAUGUUUGCUAGCGCGUCAUCAGUGCUCGCAUUCUGGAUACCCGAUCUGUCGAAAUUGGCAACGCAGCUCGAGAUGAAGAUGUGUGUUUAUAAAAUGCUCCGUGACUCCAUUAUGCGGCCAGAUGAAAGGGCAUUUGAGAAUACACAAAACCUAUUUCCAGAUGUCUCCUUUGACACACUGAGCAGCAUAGUUUCACAGGAAUGGUCGCGGAAGAUUCGAAUGAAUCACCACCGCCACAAAAAUCCAAACAAAAUCGCUGAGUAUAUACGCAGGUAUGCGUCUGGUGAGGACAUUUUGCAAAUAAGCGAGAGCAUCGACCUUCCUCCUUGCUUGUUUGCACGGUUCUUGUUAGAGCAUCUGGUCGGGGUCAACAGGCAUAAGGUUGGGUCGUAUCUGCGAGACCCUUCACAGCUCCCAGAUGAACCGAUAAUGGUUCCAUCGGUGUUUCUGCGGGGCUCAGGAUCGCCGUUUAAAGGGGGCGUUAAUAAUUCGACAGUGAUGAUCCCGGGUGCGAAACUCCGUGAUGACUUGCGCCGUUGCGUGGAGAAUGACCCAGUACAGUCUCCUCUGGUCGAAGCAGUUAAGAGAAGUAAAGGAAUCGAGUAAGUAGCAAAUCACUCUUCCUCCCAAGUGUGGCCGAAAUGUAAAGCGAACCGGUUCGUAUUUCAACAGUUCAUUGGUGUACAAAUUGAGCUAGGAUCA
Chara braunii is the source of this 1732-nucleotide messenger RNA. The record is from the annotation of a GenBank genome assembly. Lineage: Eukaryota; Viridiplantae; Streptophyta; Charophyceae; Charales; Characeae.